Molecule: messenger RNA, 1140 nt
Organism: Loxodonta africana (African savanna elephant)
Lineage: Eukaryota; Metazoa; Chordata; Mammalia; Proboscidea; Elephantidae
Gene: PDZD11
Product: PDZ domain containing 11
Exons: 7
Coding region: 205-627 (140 amino acids)
Biological process (GO): neurotransmitter secretion; protein localization to basolateral plasma membrane; maintenance of epithelial cell apical/basal polarity
Cellular component (GO): cell-cell junction; synapse; basolateral plasma membrane
Molecular function (GO): protein binding
Source: RefSeq, a predicted model, not a curated record
CCGGCUCCUCUACUUUCCGACCUAGUCCUGUAUCCGCUUCCGGUUCCCGGCCGGAUUGGCGGCGAGCGGAAUCUGUGUUGGCUGAGGCCCGACCCUGGGUGAAGGUGGUGCGGAUUUUACGCAGCGGUGUGCGGGGGACUCAGGCAGUACGCGGAGCGGAGAUCUGGAAGGUGGCUGAUGGUGUAGGAAGGGGCCUCGCUGGAGAUGGACAGCCGGAUUCCUUAUGAUGACUACCCGGUGGUUUUCCUGCCUGCCUAUGAGAAUCCCCCAGCAUGGAUCCCUCCUCAUGAGAGGGUGUACCACCCAGACUACAACAAUGAGUUGACCCAAUUUCUGCCUCGAAUCAUCACGCUAAAAAAGCCUCCUGGAGCUCAGUUGGGAUUUAACAUCCGAGGAGGAAAGGCCUCCCAGCUAGGCAUCUUCAUCUCCAAGGUGAUUCCUGACUCUGAUGCACACAGAGCAGGACUUCAGGAAGGGGACCAAGUCCUAGCUGUGAAUGAUGUGGAUUUCCAAGAUAUUGAGCACAGCAAGGCUGUUGAGAUCCUGAAGACAGCCCGUGAAAUCAGCAUGCGGGUCCGCUUCUUUCCGUACAAUUAUCAUCGCCAAAAAGAAAGAACUGUGCACUAAAGAACGUUCUACAUAGAGUCUGCCUAGACAAGCUGGCUAAGCCCCAGGGAAGCUACCUGGGCAACUCUCAGCCCCUUCCUAGCAUAAUGGAAUGAGAGGGUGAGGAGACAGUGAGGCCCCACACUAAGCCAGCAAGCCAACUGCAUUACCUAGACUGUACUAUUAGUUACCUACUAUUUUUAUCCUAGGUGAGCUUCAUUCCCUGAAAGAAGAAGGAUGAUGUUUUGAUAUAACCUAGCAUGUAGGGAACCCUGCUAAAAAAGACAACUAACGUUUAUUGAAUACCAUGUGUUAAACACUUAUGUAUAUAUCAUAUCAUUUUGAUUUGAUUAGAGUAUAGAAAUUAGUAGAAAAAAGAAUCCUGGGGAUCUUCCAUCUAAUCUGACUGGCCAUCUCAUCCUUGUACUGUCAGAGGUCUCAUAUACUUCAGAUACUCCAGUAGGAUCCUAUUUUUUCUCCCUUCUUAUCCUUUCCCCCAAAAAGGAAAAUCAAUGCUGACAAAUGUUGUUGUGA